AUGAAGAUUUUUAGCAUCAUAACUAUUUUCAUUUUUGCUAUUUCCAUAAAAUUGGACGAGGCGAAAAAUGGCGAAGUAAUCUUAUCUCGUCGUAAAAGAUUUGUUGCUUUUCCAGAAGGUUCCACGAUCAUUUUUGCUCUGUGUAAUACGGCUGCUCUGAUUGCCCCAUUUCAAAUAUUUACAGAAGGUGUAAAUUGGGGUAUUUCCUAUGACUUACCUAAUGGAACAAUACUUUUAGAUACAAAAAAAUACAUUAAUCGACGAAGACAAAGAAGAGAACUGUACAAUAGUAUAGAGACUGUUAUAGAAUCGAUGGGUUUUGAAGGAAAAAAUUGUAUGUAUAGAGCCUUAUGUGAAGCCCCCAGAAUUUUAACCAGAAAUUCUCUUUAUGAAAAUUUGCUUCAUAUAUUUUUCAAGUUUCCGCAAGAGCCCAUUUCCGACUAUGAACCGGAGGAUCAUCGCCUCUACCAUUGGGCGUAUCGUCAGGGUAUGGAAAAUAAGCAACAGGACUGCGCCACCCUGUUCCCGACGUGUUCAAUCUCCUUGAUUGAUCUCGCACUGGGAUAUUACAACGAUUAUCGGGAGGAACAAGAUUAUAAAACAUUUACUAAUCUUCAAUUAAUUUUUAUAUGCGUUGUUAGUAAUAUUUUAUGUGCAUCUAAUAAAAUCCUCUCGAGAAAAAGACGCUAUCUUACGUUUCCUGAGGGAUCCAGCUUAUCAGUGGCUAUAUGUAUGACAGCACAAAUGGGAAUAACACCUGGUGAAAUAUUUACUGAAGGAGUAAAUUGGGGUAUAUCUUAUGAACUGCCGAACGAUACUAAAUCAUUUAAAGAUUUUAAAAAACCAUUAGCUGUAAUGAGACGAAGGAACAGGCGAGAUUUAUAUGGGAAAAUGGAAACUAUCAUAAAUUCAAUGGGAUACAAUGGCAGAAGUUGCAUACUACGAGCAGUGUGUGAAACAAAAAACAAGUUGAAGCCUAAAGGAGAAACUCUUCUCGAAGAAAUUUUAAAUAUUGUUUUUCGGUUUCCACAACAGAAAUUGUCAGCUUCGGAGCCUGAAGAACACAAAAUAUAUCAACAAGCCACUCGAAUAGGGGAAAAUGGAAACCAAGAAGAUUGUGAAAGGGAAUUUGCCGAUUGUCCCUUUUCUUUAAUUGAUAUGGCUUUAGGUUAUUAUUCUGCAGAGGGUUAUGCUUAA
Molecule: messenger RNA, 1197 nt
Organism: Aethina tumida (small hive beetle)
Lineage: Eukaryota; Metazoa; Arthropoda; Insecta; Coleoptera; Nitidulidae
Exons: 8
Coding region: 1-1197 (398 amino acids)
Source: RefSeq, a predicted model, not a curated record